Messenger RNA from Sardina pilchardus (European sardine), 2405 nucleotides. It is a transcript of the gene desi2, whose product is annotated as desumoylating isopeptidase 2. The transcript has 5 exons. Bases 804 to 1406 code for a protein of 200 amino acids. The record is from RefSeq and is a predicted model, not a curated record. Gene Ontology annotation, biological process: protein deubiquitination. Gene Ontology annotation, molecular function: deubiquitinase activity. NCBI's taxonomy places the organism in Eukaryota, Metazoa, Chordata, Actinopteri, Clupeiformes, Clupeidae.
UAUCAAGUUGGCCUAACCCUUUGUUGCGGCCGAUGUGACGCUGGUCCCCGAGGGUCUUCAACAACAUCAGCACAUCACAAUCAUAACAGCAGCAGCUCUUGCUAGUUGCUACGGCACGGAUGCCUCUCAUCCAAUAAGUGGAUCCUCCACCGUUAUGACAAAUUGCUAAGACUAAAAGAAAUGUUGCUUUUCGUCGCUAAAGGGACUUCACUAGUUUUUAAGCGAGUGGCGUUACCUGUGUUACACGUAUACUGCUGAACUAAUAAGAUAACGUAUAGUUAAUUAUUUCGACGAGUAUUUUUUUCUCGGAUCAGAUGGUCGCUAACAUUAGCUGGCAUUGUUGCGGUCCAUAGAAGUAGAGCUAACAUUCGCUAGCUCCUGACUAGUUCAGUGAGCCCGGUUGACAGCUAGCCAGCUACGAGGAGGAGGCUUGCCAAGUUAGAUUGCUGCCUGCCUCGUAUUACUACAGCCGUUACUGGCAUUCAUUCUCACUGUUGAAAUUCAUUCACGGAUGCCUUUCUUUUAUAUAAAACUACGGAAACAAAACGGAGCCAUUACAACGACCGUCUUUGAAGAAGGGAACCGAUGGGUCUCUUCUAGUUGUUGUUCAUAGUGUUGGUUGUGUUUUUUUUACAGAAUAACGGACAGUACUAUAGCUAGCUCAUGUUAGCUGGUUGGCUAACCUUUUUAGCUAGUGAAAGGAAGAGCGGCUAGGUCGCUAGCCUGGGGAAAAGCCUUCCUCGCUGUGGAGGAGUGGAGGGACCAGUCAGAAAAUCGACUUGGAACGGAGAAAAUACUGUGUGAUGGCAAACGAGACAAUCAUUCUCAACGUGUAUGACAUGUAUUGGAUCAAUGAAUACACAGCCAAUUUGGGUAUCGGCGUCUUCCACUCAGGAAUCGAGGUCUAUGGCAGAGAGUUUGCCUAUGGAGGUCACCCGUACCCAUUCUCAGGGAUUUUUGAGAUCACGCCUGGCGACGCCACCGAACUGGGAGAGACAUUCAAGUUCAAAGAGUCGAUCAUUCUGGGCAGUACGGACUUCACGGAGGAGGAUGUGGAGCGGAUCGUGGAGGAACUGGGAAAGGAGUACAAGGGCAACGCCUACCACCUCAUGCACAAGAACUGCAACCACUUCUCCUCAGCACUGUCUGAGAUCCUGUGUGGCCGUGAGAUCCCGCGCUGGGUGAACCGACUGGCCUACUUCAGCUCCUGCGUGCCCUUCCUCCAGAGCUGCCUGCCCAAGGAGUGGCUGACCCCGGCUGCCCUGCAGUCCAGCGUGAGCCAGGAGCUCCAGGGUGAGCUGGAGGAGGCUGAGGACGCCGCCGCCACAGCCUCCACUCCUACCUCCACCUCCGCCGCCGCCGUGGCGCCCUUCCCCCGGCCCAGUCGACAUCAGCCACGCCGGUAGUCCAAGCCCAGACCAGACCAGCCGAGUCUAGCCUAGCCCAGCACGCACCCGGAAAACCCCCGCCCAUCCCUGCCUUUAGCCACUCCUACUCCCAACACCACGCCACACCCGCUCACCAGACCCCCCCUCCACCCCCUGCCCUGCUCGGCUUUGACAGACGGACAGGGCCGUCUUCCAAUGGGAGCUGCCCGAGGGAAACACUCAGGCCAAUCGCCUGACCCCAACCAGCUGGAACUGCUCAGAGAUGCCACAGUGCCCCCUGGUGGUAGAGAUACAGCAACAGCCAGGGACCAGGAGCUGGCUGCAGGGACUAUGGACCUGAUAUUCUAUGUUUGUUUUACUUUGUUUUGUUUUGUUUUGUUUUGUCUUUUGUUUGUUCAAUACUCCUUGUCAGAGAGACGAAUACAAGCUGAUGUCAAGUUUGUUUCUUUUUAAGGCCUUCUGUUCUACACGCUCAGGACUCAGUGAUGGUGUCACUGAAAAGAAAGACAGACUUCAAAACCUGUCCUGUUCUGAGUUUUUUUUAACACAACACUUCUUUUGUUUUUCAUUUACGUGUAAUGUAGGUUGCACCUGGUUCUGACAUCUCUGGAAUGAGCUUUUUGUUUACAAAGUGUGUGUGUGUGUGAGUAUGUGAGCGUGUGUGGCUGUGUGUGUGUGUGUGUGUGUGUGUGUGUGUGUGUGUGUGUGUCAGCUGACAUUAAGCCACCGGGAACAACCACCUUUUUUUGUGAAAAACAAAACACACACACACACAAGCAGCUGAUGUCUCCCCACUUUGGUGGUCGUGCCUCAAACUUUUUACCGUUGGCCCGUGCAGCUGGAGAUCUCCUCUCUUUUCUUUCUAUCUUUCUGUAUCUCUACUCUCCAGCCCACGGGCUCAUUGCUACCCUGCAGAGACGUCAGAUGUUUUACACUGCUAGCUUUCUAGUCUUAUAUCUCUGAGACAAUAUUUGUAUCUUGUUUUAAAAUUAUUAAAGAGAAGAUAUUGAAAUUAUA